AGGAAAAGGUGGACCUGACUGAUACCCUUGAAGAAAGGCGGAAUUUGAUGAUUGGGUUACCGUCACAAACAAAGGCAAGUAUCAAGGAGAAGUUUAUCUUGAAAUGACUUUCUAUUCCGCGAAACCUCCACCUGAAAAACUUCACACCCCAGCCGGACCAACGAGAGCUGGUGUUUUUGAGGCUUCUUCUCCGGGAUCUGGCCUACGUCCCACCCAGGCCCAAGCAGUCGCAUCAAGCAGCCCAUUAAAUCGCAAAAAUACGCCAUCGCCUUUGGGUACACCUGUCAAGAAAAUCAAUCCCGCCUCCGUUCCCGUCGCCCUGCGGGUUGGGAGGCCGAUGUCAGGUCCAAUCUCCAGUGGCCAUCUUCCAUUACCUGGAGAGCCUUCUACUUCUAGAGAUGCUAGUCUCAACUCACGCCAACGUUCCACUGGCUCACUCAGUAUGCCAACUCCAGACUUUGGUUUGGCGGACCGCUCGCCGUCGCGCUCGCCGUCGCGUAACCAAUCACUUGAUCGAGCCGAUCACCUCGUCAAUUCUUUAAAUUCUUUAUCGCUCUCUGGCCGGACAUCGGCCAAUAAUCAUAUUCAUUUGCCUCAGCCUACGCCAUCUGAGCUGCAGGUUAAUCAGCACCCUUCACAACCGCGCCAACAUCGUCACAGUUUCUCAGGUCAUUCUCAUCUCCAACCCAGUGACCGGACUCAUCAAACCCACUCAGCUAGCUCCUCAGUACACGCUACUGAUCAUCCAGAAGAUCGCUUUCAGGACCAUCCAGCUCCCUCAUUUGUUCCUCAACCAUACCCAGAUCAUUUCCCAUCAUCUUCUCAACCGUCGGGGAUUCCAAGGCCUGUAUUCCCAGCCCGCCGUCCCUUGCCGGUUCCUGGCGGGGACAGUGUUCAUCGUCCAACUUCUGCGUGGGGACAUUCCCACAGCGUCCCGUCUGAAGGACAAUCGUACCCGAACGACAGCAUCGUUUCAUCACAGCAGCUACCUGGAAACUAUGCUCAAUAUCCUGACAAUUUUGAACAUCCUCCUAAUGGAAUCCCCAAUGUUGGUACUGCGUAUCCACCUUCAACCCAAUAUGCUGAGGGUGCCAACCUUCAGCAUGGAGUACAUCAGCAAAACAUGGCUAAUCGCCCUCAGCAUCUACCGUACUCCGAGCAACCUAGCCAUUACUCACCUUCGCCUUCUCAAAACCCACCUUUCUCACAAACACAUCACUCUGGCCAUGCACCUUACAACCUUCCACCGCCACCACCUGGUCAAACACCAGUCCCGAUCCAUGAGGUCUUUGGAGGAGGCGCAAACGGUAGAACGUUUCCGCCGAUCCCGCCAAACGGAUAUCAACCCCCAGCUGGCUUCUCAACCCAACAACCUCAAGCAGUGCAAGUCAUCCAAUCCCCUACACGCGCAAACUCGAGUGGAGAAAAUGUUUACUCUUAUCCACCCACCCAUCAUCAAGAGCAAGUCCAUCAACACAAUCAGUCAUACAAUCCCCCACUCGAAAACCCAGCUCCGAAUAAUAACUCUUACCAAUUACAAAACGCCCCACCCCCGCCGCCGCCACAUCUUCAGCCAAUGCAGUAUCAACCGUUCCAUCUCCAACAAGCCCCUGCCAGUAUGCCCCCACCUGGUCCACCAUCCCAAAUGUACUAUCAACCAGCUUAUGCUCCGCCACCUCCAACCACGCCUGCGCCUGGAUUCGCCUCUUCCCAUCCUCAACAAUAUCCAGAGUACAACAACCCGUUCCAUAAUCCACCCCGGCCUUCCUCUGUCGUACCUGGUAAUGUUUAUGUUCGCCCAUCUCCUACCCCCGCACCACCACCACUACCUCCUCCUCCUCAUGGACAACCUCCGGCGCACCCUCAUCCUCAUCCAGCGUCUCAGUCAUUUGCUCCUUUUUACCCACCCAACGGAUAUCAACCUUAUCCUUCCCAUCAAUCUUGAUAUAUGAAACAUUCAACUUUGUUCAUGUAAUGUCUGUUCUCCAACAUAGAACCCGUUUCUUAUCAGUUGUGCCACUGUUCCUUUUUUUAAUUUAUACAAAUCAAUCACAAUACAAACAUUUUAUGUCAUACUGAGCUAGAGAUUUUUUCCGUCUGCGUGACACAUCAGCAAGAACAAAAAUGAAGGUUUCAUCGUCAAGGUGUCUUGUCACUGAUACUCUAGGAGACACUUGCUCAACUGGUG
Molecule: messenger RNA, 2188 nt
Organism: Puccinia graminis f. sp. tritici CRL 75-36-700-3
Lineage: Eukaryota; Fungi; Basidiomycota; Pucciniomycetes; Pucciniales; Pucciniaceae
Exons: 3
Coding region: 104-1945 (613 amino acids)
Source: RefSeq, a predicted model, not a curated record